Molecule: messenger RNA, 2340 nt
Organism: Galendromus occidentalis (western predatory mite)
Lineage: Eukaryota; Metazoa; Arthropoda; Arachnida; Mesostigmata; Phytoseiidae
Product: acetylcholinesterase
Exons: 7
Coding region: 55-1977 (640 amino acids)
Biological process (GO): acetylcholine catabolic process; choline metabolic process
Cellular component (GO): plasma membrane
Molecular function (GO): acetylcholinesterase activity
Source: RefSeq, a predicted model, not a curated record
AGUCGUUCAGUCGGUUUCUUAUCCACUCACUGAGAGCUCCCUAGCGCAGUGAAGAUGUGGUCACUCUCAGUGUCUGUGGCGUUCGUUGUACUGUUGGCUUCCCAGCAGGCAACUCUGGCCCAGGAACAUGUCACAGUGAAAACCGACGUCGGAACGCUGAAAGGAUAUCGUGUACGUUCCAUGGAAGGCAAAGACAUCAACGUCUUCAUCGGGGUUCCGUUCGCGAAGCCACCUCUGGGAGACCUCCGGUUCAAACGUCCUGAACCUCUGGAGCCAUCCGACAAGGAAAUCGACGCCCUGGAGAAAAAACCGAUGUGCCCCCAAACCCCAAUGAAACUUCCCGGUAUCGUACUCGAGAACACCUUCAACGAUGAGGACUGCCUCUACAUGAAUAUCUUCGCCUCUGCCGAGUCUACCGAAAAACUCAAACCGGUCAUGGUUUAUCUGUACGGAGGCUUCUUUCAAUGGGGAGAUAACAAUCUCGGUCUCUACGACGGGGUCGAGUUCGCCGCGGAGACUGAAUCCGUUCUCGCGAUCCCCUCGUACAGAGUCAACAUGUUUGGCUUCAUGAAUUCCACCACCGAGACCGCACCAGGAAACGCGGGACUCUUCGAUCAGCUCAUGGCCAUGAAGUUCGUCAAGAGAAACGCCAAGGCUUUCGGGGGCGAUCCGGACCUGAUAACCCUCGCGGGCCAAAGUGCGGGAGCGAUUUCCACCUCGGUUCACACCUCGUCACCGGCGAGUAAAGGGCUCUUCCGACGAGCGAUGAUGCUGAGCGGUGCCGCGAGCACCUUGGCGUUUUUCAGUGAGGCUAACGGUCAGACGCUGCUCUUCACGAUCUCUAAUUUCCUCGAUUGUUUCGAUGGGAAUCUCACGAUAGGCGAGCAGUACGAUCAGAUGGCUAAGUGUCUCAAGACACUCGACAAGGAGACCCUGCUCGGACAGAUGAAAAAAUUGAGUGGAGCCGAUUCCCUGGCUUUCGGGCCCGGAUUCGACGGCGAAAUCAUCGCGGGAAGCCUCAAACGACCCUCGGAACUUCAGUACAACGUCGAGGAUAUCAUGUUGGGAUCAACGGCCGCCGACGGCGAACUCAUCGUCAAACAAGUCAUGGGUCUAGACGCAAGUAUCGAGGAUCUCGCCAGGAAUUCCGGUGCAGACAUCGCGCUGCGUUUGGCUCUUCGACACCUGUUCGGGAUAAAUAAUAAAGACGCCUACAGUAUUUACCACCAAUACGUCACCGACGACGAGCACAACGCCGGCUACGAUGCCGUCUUCCAAAAAGCGCCACGUCUCGUCACGGAUGUAUCAUUCGACUGCCCCAUCAAGUUUUACAUGAACUCCGUCGAGAAAAAAAAUGGCAAAAAAACGCGCAUAUAUCGCUACGCGCUCGAUGGGCCACGUGCUAAAGCGUUCAGUAAUUCCAUGGGCGACGGCCCCGCAACUCAUACCGAUGAUGUGAUGUUCUUCCUCGGCAUCGCAUUGAACAAGGCGAUGGAAAGACCCUGGAAUCCGACGAACCCAGAGGCUCUGCAACAGACCCUCGAUGGGUACACUGAUGUAGAUCGACAGUUUGCGAAGCAGCUGCUCGCGUCAAUCAGAGAUUUCAUGGUCGAAGGAAAACCCUCCGUCCCCGGACAAUCGACCGCCUGGCCGUUGUACUCCGAGGCGAACCCUACAGUCGUGCAUCUGGCUCCUGGCGCGGUCAGAGCGGUGAACACAGAUGUCACCGAUAAAUGUCACUUGUGGGCUCCGUACCUUCUUUCUGGGGAUGCGAACGACGUAUACGACGCGCCAACAACGACAACGACCACCGCGAAACCUUACUUCCGCCAGGCGAAAAUCCUCGAGAAGAACGGCAGGAGGAACUCCAAGUCGAGACAGUCGCCGGCAUUCAACUCCUCCGCUGGAUUUACUGCGUCUAGCGUUUUAUUGAUUGUGUGCUGUGCGGUAUCCAGGAUGAUCACCGCCGGGCGCUGAACCAAUCUAGGUGGCAUUUGUUUCCACGAAUCGAGUCAUACAUCAUAACAUCACUCGCUAAACCUGGGUGAUGUGCCGCGCAGCUCAAUUUGCAUCUUUGCAAAAUCAUCAAUUUUGCGCUCAAGGGGCCAUCCCCCACCCGAGAAGAUUUAUUUUACAGCGAAAGGAGUGAUAUUCCUCGGAGAUGGCUCGCCCAUGCGUGACAGACGAUGAAGACGACUGUGAUUUAGAAAUCUUCGGGAUCAUGAAGCAUCUGUGUAUAGACCAUUAAUUGCCAUAUUAUGAUCAUGAUGAUUUUCAUUCUUUAUCAUCAAUUUCGAUUUGCUCGGUGAGAAUAAACUUAUCUCUUUCCGAACGACGUUU